This is a messenger RNA of Micromonas commoda, 933 nucleotides long. RefSeq lists its product with no specific name. The transcript has a single exon. The record is from RefSeq and is a predicted model, not a curated record. NCBI's taxonomy places the organism in Eukaryota, Viridiplantae, Chlorophyta, Mamiellophyceae, Mamiellales, Mamiellaceae. The coding region runs from base 1 to 933 and encodes 310 amino acids.
AUGGCGGACCUCGAGGCGCUUUGGGCGGACGUCGCCGAUGACGACGCGGUCGAUGUCCGCGCCGCCGGGGGCCGCGCCGUGUGCGAGGGAUGCGCGCGCCCGGCCUCGGCGUGUCUCUGCGACCGCCUGCCCGCACAGCCCGUCGAAACUCGCGGCGCGCUCGUCGUGCUGACGCAUCCGAACGAGUCUAAGCGCGCGCUGAACACCGGUUGGAUCCUGCCCCGGUGCAUGCGACGCUGCGAGAUCGUUCGCGGGCGAUAUCCGCCGCAACACCUGCAGGACAGGAUGGCCGGGAUGGCACCGGACGUUCCGAUGUACCUCCUGUACCCGUCGACAUCGGCGACGAAUCUGGACGAGGUUUCGGUGGUGGACGACGCCGCGGCGAUCGUUUCGGCGUCGACGGGUCAGGUCUCGCUCGGCCCCGACGACGUGCUCGCGGGCGCGGCGUACGUGUGCGUGUGCAUAGACAGCACGUGGGGGCAGGCGAGGGAGAUGGCGGUGCCGACGCUCGAGAAGAUGCCCGCGAGGACGCGGCUCAUCCAGCUGCCGUUGACGUCGACGAUGGACGACGACGUUGACGGUUCGAGGGUGGACGCGCCGGGGCUGCGACGGUUCUCCGAGGGCGACGGGGGCGCCGGGUCGCUGCUCACCCCACCCGCGCCCGGUGCUAUGCUCACCGCGGAAGCCGCCGCCAGGGCCGUGGCGAUGCUCGAAUCGACGUGUCCCGGAGGAGGAGGAGGAGGAGGAGGAGGAGGAGGAGGAGGGGGCGCGAGCGUCGAGCGUUGGUGCGUUGGAGCCGUGAGCGCGAUGGCGGGGUUCCAGGCGCGGCACGAUCCGGCGAUGUCGGGCGGGGCGGUUAAGCGGGGCGGCGGGAGGCGGCAGAGGCUGGCGGAUCCGUCGAGGUUGGAGGGCGCCGCGGGAAGGGCGUUGUAG